CUGCUUCUAAAACGCUUCAUAUUUUGUUUGGUUUUGUUUUUUAAGAGUUCCACCCUUUCUUCUAGAAAUGACAGAGACUUUCCCUCAUCCAGCCGUGGCCUAACAGGUGCACGGCUGAGGUGUCAUCUCCCGACAAGACGCAGCCUGCUGGCCACUUGAAUCCUUUUAAAUGCUUUUGGGUUUCUUGAUGUAAACAAGUCUUCUGGAGCGCUUGGAGUAUUCUUAUAAGCUAUUACAUGGUCCAGUUACAAGCACUGUCCAGAAAAGUUUGAAAGUGGCCACACCUAGUCACCUUGCUGCAGUUCGUUUGUCAUCAGUUCGUUUGCUCUCUAAAGAAGCUUCUCCAAACUUUUAAUGAUGCAAAAGUGCAGUGAACUUGGCAGCAAUCCCGAAGCCUGGCAGCAACUCUUUCGCUUUGGCAAAAACAGACUGAAAGUAAAAAAGGGGCCAAAUGGCCAUUAUCUUGAGCCCGAGUGUCGGGACGAGCUGCAGAAGACCCUACCUGCCAAGGACUUUGAUUCACUGAUGUCCUCGGUGGCUACCUGGAUGGCACGUCUCGAUGAAAAGGAUAAAAAGGUGCGACGCCUACGUAAAACAGUGAAAGUGCCUAAAAAAUUACAAUCAGAACCGCCUGUGGAGCAACAGACGUCUGAGGAUGGCGAUAACGUGGUUGACCUGUGCAGUGACGUCGAAGAAAAGGAUGGGAUUGGCGAGAGCGAAGAUUCGCUUGACACCGAAACCGUUCUCUCGCAUUCCUCUGUCAUAGUCAUCGACGACGAUCUGGGCGAGGUUAACCUAAGGGACUUUGCGGAUCAUAUCGAAGGCAAAACAGUGAAAAAGAAUAACCAGAAGGAGCAAAACACCACACAGGACCUGAUAAAAAAGUUUCUGGGUCCGCGAGAGUCGGAUGCAUUGCGACGGUCCCUGAAAACGUAUGCAAACAAAAGAAAACCCAAGGUAAAUGGAGAAACCACAAGUGAAGCCAUGAACACAAACAAGGAUCCAAAGAUCCUGCGAGAAGUAAACCGGGAAGCAAGCCGAGAAGCUGGUCAAGUUACCAAAGCGGAUUUAGCCCCCACUAGAAUUACUCUGAUAACUUCUGGUGAUUCCCAGCAGAGAGUCCAGAUAGUUACAGAACCCACUGCCUACUACGACCUCAUAAAGAAAACUAAUGAAAGUGAAUUGGGAUCCAAAUCAGAACCUGAAGUACGUGGAAAUGCCAAGGAAAAUGAGCCCAAGAAAGGAUACAACUCAAAGCAGGCAGCUGGAGGACAGACCAAAGAAGGAGCCCUUCCAGAAGACUCCUCGAGAAAUCAAAGAGUGGGGCAGGAUAAUCGCGUUCCCCAGAUACGCAUACGCACUGACCUUGGUGCUGAUCAAAGGGAUGUUAUUCGCGUUCGCACCGAUCUGUUGCUUGAGCAGUCGCCACAAGAAUCUCAAUAUUCUUUGAGUAACCAAACUCCAUCCGCAGAAACCUUAGUGCCUGAAAGAUCAGCUAAAAAGCGAACGUUGCCGGAGGCUCAGAGUUCACAGCAUCCGCCUAAAAGACCCACCCUGCAAUCCCAGUAUCCUCAGUAUGGACCAGAUGCAGCCCCCUCCACCUCCUCCUCCUGUCAGCUCAGUAUUUCUAUUAGCCCCGGAUAUCCAUCAAGUACCUCAAACUAUCAGGGGAAUCCUGCACCAGUCCCAGUCCCACUUCCCCCAGUGAAUCCCACGCCAGCUAGAGCUCCUCUAGUUAAUCCCGCUCCUGCACCACCAGUUGUCACCGUUAAAUACAGACUUAUUGCUCCUGCGUCAGUUACCAGCACCUCCGCCACCAGCAGCUAUCCACGAAAUGUCUCUAACAGCUGCCAGGCAAACCUCCCCUCCCUUCCUACUUCUGUGAGUUCUGCAUCGGCCAGCUCUUCCGGAUAUCCGUCGUCUGGCAGCCAUAUGUGUCCCGUAACCAGUACUUCCAGCCAUCAACCAAAUAACCCUGCGAAUCCGGCUCCGGUUGCCAAUCCUAUGACGUCGCCCGUUAUACCAAUGAUAACCAACUAUCCACCAAGCUAUCAAUACCAACCUUCAGUGCCGUUGCCUGCUGCACCAGUCGGUACAUCAAUGUAUCCACCAGGUGCUCCAGCUGCUCCACUUCCGCCCUUAAGUUAUCCCCAAGCUCAGCCACUUGUCGCACCAGCUCCAGCCACUGCGAUGGCUUCUAAUGGUACAAUCAAUCUGGACAACAUUAUGAACAUGCUCAGCCAAGUGGAGCUCUUUGCCUUCAAGCAAGCGAAUCAGGAGGCCUAUGCUCUCGCUGGAAAGUUGCGGGACAGCCUCCUGAGGGGAGUGCCUUUCGGGCAACGUCGAUAGAUUUGCUUUGAUUUUGUAUUUAAAAUAUAUUCUAGGUGUUAAUUUUGAAUACAUAUUCUAAAGAUUGGUUAUUUACCUUCAAUAAAAAAUGAAUAUUAUUUAGUAUUACAGAAUUAUUUUAAGUGUAUGCCCAAAAGCAAUAAAAUAAAU
Messenger RNA from Drosophila kikkawai, 2499 nucleotides. RefSeq lists its product as uncharacterized. The record is from RefSeq and is a predicted model, not a curated record. Lineage: Eukaryota; Metazoa; Arthropoda; Insecta; Diptera; Drosophilidae.